Coffea arabica (coffee) is the source of this 1992-nucleotide messenger RNA. Its product is annotated as serine hydroxymethyltransferase 2, mitochondrial. Gene Ontology annotation, biological process: tetrahydrofolate interconversion. Gene Ontology annotation, molecular function: glycine hydroxymethyltransferase activity; pyridoxal phosphate binding. Gene Ontology annotation, cellular component: cytoplasm; mitochondrion. The record is from RefSeq and is a predicted model, not a curated record. Lineage: Eukaryota; Viridiplantae; Streptophyta; Magnoliopsida; Gentianales; Rubiaceae.
CCCCCAAGCAAAAAUCAAUCUGCCAUUUCACAAUUCGCAGAGGGAAACCAAGAAAAACGAAGAGGAAAGCCCAGAAAUGGCAAUGGCGAUUGCUCUUCGAAGAUUCUGCUCUUCUUCUUCCUCCUCCUCCUCCUCCCUCAGACCUCUCUCCUCCCGCGUCUCCUCCGUCUAUCGGAUGUCUUCUGUGACGAAUCAAGCUGUAGGUGAAAAGGAAAAUUCACGUAUCACGUGGAUAAAACAAUUGAAUGCACCGCUAGAGGAGAUUGAUCCAGAAAUUGCUGACAUCAUCGAGCUCGAAAAAGCCAGGCAAUGGAAGGGACUUGAGCUUAUACCAUCUGAGAACUUUACGUCGACUUCGGUGAUGCAAGCGGUUGGAUCGAUAAUGACGAACAAGUAUAGUGAGGGGUACCCUGGUGCUAGAUACUAUGGAGGAAAUGAGUACAUUGACAUGGCUGAGAGAUUGUGUCAGAAGAGAGCUUUAGAAGCUUUUAAUUUGGAACCUACAAAAUGGGGAGUGAAUGUUCAGUCAUUAUCUGGAUCACCUGCAAAUUUUCAAGUGUAUACUGCUCUGCUCAAACCUCAUGAAAGGAUAAUGGCACUUGAUCUUCCUCAUGGUGGACAUCUUUCACAUGGUUAUCAGACCGACACAAAGAAGAUAUCUGCAGUCUCAAUUUUUUUUGAGACAAUGCCUUACAGACUGGAUGAGAGCACAGGGUAUAUUGACUAUGACCAGUUAGAGAAGAGUGCAACACUAUUUAGGCCAAAGCUGAUUGUAGCUGGUGCAAGUGCUUAUGCACGGCUGUAUGAUUACCAACGAAUUCGCAAGGUAUGUGACAAGCAAAAGGCUGUGAUGUUAGCUGACAUGGCACACAUCAGUGGGCUUGUUGCUGCUGGUGUCAUCCCAUCACCAUUCGAAUUUGCCGAUGUUGUUACAACCACAACACAUAAAUCACUUCGUGGGCCACGUGGAGCAAUGAUUUUCUUCAGAAAGGGGGUAAAAGAGAUUAACAAACAAGGACAAGAAGUGAUGUAUGACUAUGAAGACAAAAUCAAUCAGGCUGUCUUCCCUGGACUUCAAGGUGGUCCUCACAAUCAUACAAUAAGUGCCUUGGCUGUUGCAUUGAAACAGGCCAUGACACCAGAGUACAAGGCAUAUCAAGAGCAAGUUCUGAGUAAUUGCUCAAAGUUUGCAGAGACUCUUUUAGCUAGUGGCUAUGAACUUGUAUCUGGGGGAACUGAUAACCAUCUUGUUUUGGUCAAUUUACGGAACAAGGGGAUUGAUGGUUCAAGGGUUGAAAAAGUCCUGGAGUCGGUACACAUUGCAGCAAAUAAAAAUACUGUUCCAGGGGAUGUAUCUGCAAUGGUGCCCGGGGGCAUUAGAAUGGGAACCCCUGCUCUCACUUCUAGAGGAUUUGCUGAAGAAGAUUUCAUCGAAGUGGCCAAGUUCUUUGAUGCAGCCGUGAAGCUGGCUCUGAAGAUCAAAGCUGAGACUAAAGGUACAAAAUUGAAGGACUUUGUGGCAACAAUGAAGGAUGCUAACUUACAAUCUGAGAUUACUAAGCUACGGCAUGAGGUUGAAGAGUAUGCCAAACAAUUUCCAACAAUUGGGUUCGAGAAAGAAACAAUGAAAUACAAGGACUGAACAAGGUUCCCCACAUUGUAAGUUGUUGAUGGUGUUAAAUGGGAGCCGCUGGGAGGAGUUGAUUGCUUAAGCUGUAUAUGAUUUAGAAGGCUUCUUCUCGGGUAUUCAUCUGCAAGAGGCGGGCCAAUUUGACACGGGAUUACAUCAUUACUAAAAUUUGUAUAAAACAUUUUAAUCCCUAGCAAUGUAUGAAACUUUCAAGUUUCAAGAACAUUUGGGAUCAAAACCUUUCUUGAACACGAGAGAAUAGUUAAAAUGCCCUGCGUGGUAGUGGACUGUGUGACACUUUCUGAACCCUUCUUCUUAGAUAAUCUAUCUAAUCUGCAGUUAGAGCUUGGGGCGUGAAUUUA